UAUUUACAAGAGCAAGAAAGCCGGGUCCUAAUUGCAAGAGGAACGAGAGUGACAGAAGAAAAGAUAGAGGGUGAACAAGAGAGUAACGUCGAGAGAUAUAGAGCAAAAGACAGAUCGACAGGGACAGACGGAGCGAGUGUGAUAGUAGAGGGAGAGAGCGAGGAAUUGUUAGAGACACAGAGAUAGUGAUUGAGGUAGGGAGAUUAAGCAAACAAGGGAACCAUUGAAAGUGAUAGUGUGAGUAAUAGAAAAAGUAAAGGGAUUAAGAUAGAAUAAUGGUGAUGAAGGAGUAUUAAAAGGUGUGGUGCGUGGAAUUUAGAGAAAAAGUGGUUACUGCAGUUAAAGAAAGAAGGAGGGUAAAGAGAAAGUGUAGAACAGAUUGCUGGAGACCUGCAGAGGGAGCGUGAUCGAGAGAAUGUUGUGGUUCGUUGUGCAUUAGAUAGAGAGUGAGUUAGAGGGAAAACUCUAGUAGAUAAAGAUAUUUGUGGGAGCACAUUAAAUUUUAGACAUAAAUGUGAUUAAAAUGAGACAGGCUUGCUAGAAAGAAGAGAUAAUUUUAGAGAAUCUAUGACAGGUAGGAAAUAUAUCAGAGGUUAUAUGAGAAAUGGUGUACAACACAAUAUUGAAUGAUAUUUAGAAAAUCAUAGAAAGGGGAACAUAAAGUGACAAGUUAUUGAGAAAGUGUAAGAGAUAAAUACACUGUGUCUAAAGAAUAGAGGUAGCAAGAAUGUACAACAGAGAGGAGAAAGACAAAGUGUGCUAGGGAUGUGAAUAUGCAGUUUAUUUGAAUGAUUGAUACCAAAUAGUAUAGAUAAAGAAAAUAAUAUUGACAGUAGUCCACAAUGACAACUCCAGUGGUCCAGGCUCAUCAUAUUUUUGGGUUUCAAAGCUCUGUUGUCAAUAAUGUUUUUUACUUUGAUGAUCAAAGUAUAAUAUUCCCUUCUGGGAGCGGCUGUGUGCGUUACAACAUUGACCAAAAAUGGCAGAAAUUCAUUACAGGUUCUGAAAAAAGCCAAGGAAUAUUGACUCUUGCCUUAAGUCCCAAUCGGCGAUAUCUGGCCGUUUCUGAAAAAGGUGAAAAAGCCAGUGUGAGCAUUUAUGAUAUUCAGCAUGAACAAAGUAGAAAGAGAAAGUCACUUAGUGUGAAUGAUCUCCAUGCCCAAGAGUUCAUCAGUAUUGCCUUCUCGCCAGACUCUAAAUACUUGAUUGCACAGUCUGGACAACCAGAUUGGACCCUGAUUUACUGGUUAUGGAAGAAACAGAAAAUCAUGGGUGUCAUGAAAACUACUACCAAUACCAACCCAAUUUACCAGGUCAGCUUUAACCCUCAAGAUAAUACACAGAUCUGUGUGGUUGGGAAUGGUGUUUUAAAACUGUUGCGAUUUGCUGAUGGAAAUCUCAAACAAACAAAUUUCCAGAAGUUAGAGUUACAGAACUUUCUCACACAUGCCUGGAUGUCCGAUGACCGCAUCAUUGUUGGCACUGAUAAGGGAAAACUUUAUCUUUUUGAGUUGGCAGAGCUGCGCUGGGAAGGCAAAAUCACGCUGGAGGACAGCCAAUCAACCUCCCUUCCAGCCCCUAUACCCAAGAUUACAGCAAUGACAUUAUAUUCCAAAGGCUUCAUUUGCUCUCCUGGACCUGCUGUGGUGUAUAUGUUUGAAAAAGGAGAGGAGGGGGAUACCUUCAAGAAAACCAGAGUCUUUAAAAUUCCACAAGAUCCGUUCAGCACAGAUCCAACCCAAGCAGAACAACAGGAAAUUUUAACUCUGUGUCUUAGCCCUUCAGAAGAGACUCUAAUUGCCAGCACCAAUAAGAAUCAGCUGUAUAGUCUCCCGUUAUCUUAUGGAGAAAUGAGCAAGGGAGAAAUACCACAGUUUGAAAUUCUUUCACAAUCCUUCCAUUCCAACAUAAUCACGGGUCUGGAUGUCUGUAUUCGAAAACCUCUCGUUGUCACCAGCUCUAUAGAUCGAUCUGUUCGCUUGUGGAACUAUGAAACUAAUGGUUUGGAGCUUUAUAAGGAGUUCCAGGAAGAGGCAUACAGUGUUGCUUUGCACCCAUUUGGUCUAUUUAUUCUUGUUGGAUUUUCUGACAAACUACGGCUUAUGAAUCUUCUAAUUGAUGAUAUCCGAUCUUUCAGAGAAUUCACAAUUCGAAGCUGUCGCGAGUGUUCCUUCAGCCAUGGUGGACACCUAUUUGCUGUUGUAAAUGGAAAUGUUAUUCAUAUUUAUUCCACAACCACAUUUGAAACCCUGAUUAAUCUUAAAGGCCAUAAUGGAAAGAUUCGUGCUAUUGCCUGGAAUUCAGAUGACAGUAAAUUGGUUUCCUGCGGUAUGGAUGGUGCAGUAUAUGAAUGGAAUACACUGACUGGGAAGCGAGAAUCUGAAUGUGUACUGAAGACUUGCAGUUACACUGGCAUUAGUAUCUCACCUGAUGGGAAAUGCAUAUUUGCAGUUGGAUCUGAUCGAACUUUGAAAGAAAUUGCUGACUCCCAGAUUAUUCAUGAAUUUCCAUCAAAUGAUGUUGCAUAUACCUCCAUUGUUUUAUCACGUUCUGGGCGGAUGUUGUUUGUUGGCACUGCCAAUGGAACAGUACGAAGUAUGAAAGUCCCACUACCUAUAAAGCAGGAAUGGAAUGAAUAUGAGGCACACAGUGGGCCAAUUACUAAGAUGGCCAUUACUAAUGAUGACCAGUACUUGCUGACGGUUUCAGAAGAUUCAUGUCUUAUGAUCUGGAAGAUUACUGAUAAAGAGGGAAGGGUGCUGAAACAAGAUAAGGGACUUGGUCAUUCAGAAGAAAUCCUGAUCACAAAGUCAGAUUUGCUAGAGAAGAAUCAAUUAACUGUGGAGUUGAAAAGCCGUGUUGAGGAACUGAAGAUGGAGAAUGAAUAUCAACUCAGACUGAAGGACAUGAAUUAUAAUGACAAAAUCAAAGAAUUAACUGAGAAAUUUAUUCAGGAAAUGGAAGUUCUGAAAACAAAAAAUCAGGUUCUGAAGACUGACAAAGAUAAGGUUGAGAUAAAACAUAAGGAGAAUACAGUGAUGAUCCUGGAUAAACACUCCAAAGAAAUUGAGGAGUUAGAAACAAUGAACAAUCAGAAAUUAAUGUUGGAAUAUGAAAAAUACCAGGAGCUACAAAUCAAAUCCCAACGAAUGCAGGAAGAUUAUGAAAGACAAUUGAGUGAAAUGGAUGAGAGUAAGACCCAAGCAUUAGAGGAGCUGACAGAGUACUAUGAGACCAAACUACAGGAGAGGGGCUCACUUAUUACACAGUUGCAGGAUGACUCCAGGCAGCAGAUUAAAGAGUCUGAUGAAACAAAGAAACAAAUAGAGGAGGAUUGUGACCGAGAAAUUCAGGACAUUAAAAUUAAAUAUGAACGGGAUUUGAGGGAUGAGAAGGAGGCAAAUCUCCGACUGAAAGGAGAAACAGGAAUCAUGAGAAAAAAGUUUACCAGCUUUCAAAAGGAAAUUGAAGACAGACAGGGAGAAAUUGAGAAACUGAAGGCAGAACAUCUCAAGUUACAUGGAGUCAUCAAAUCUCUAGAGAAAGAUAUCCAAGGAUUGAAGAAAGAAAUCUUAGAAAGGGAUGAGACGAUACAGGACAAGGAGAAGCGCAUCUAUGAUCUCAAGAAGAAGAAUCAAGAACUGGAGAAAUUUAAAUUUGUUCUUGAUUACAAGAUUAAGGAGUUAAAACAGCAGAUUGAGCCACGAGAAAAUGACAUAAAAGAGAUGAAAGAGCAAAUUCAGCAAAUGGAAAAUGAGUUGGAAUUAUUCCAUAAGCAUAAUACACAACUGGAACUUAAUAUUGGAGAGCUCAAACAGAAGCUGAAAGCAACAGAGGCAGAGAUGCGUAAAGAAAUGGAGAAGGUGCAUCGUGUUGAAUCUGUUGUCAAACAUUUUAAGACUGAUGUGUACAACUGCGUGGGGUUUAUCCAAGAUCCAAAAAAACUGAAGGAAAGUGUGCAACAAUUGUAUGAGAAAUAUGUACCCCAGACAGAUGUGUUUGAUAUUGCAGCCAUUGAUUUAGACAUUCAGCAAGAAUUUGGACGACAAAGAAACCAUCUGGAAAAAAGCAUUGCAACACUUCAGAAAAAACUAUUGACAGAUGCAGAAAUUCACCGUACUGACAAUGUCCGUAUCAUGCAGGAAAAUGUUGCUUUAAUUAAGGAGAUAAAUGAUCUGAGGCAGGAACUGAAGAUUUCUCGAAUCAAGGUACAUGAUUUGGAAGUAACUCUUGGAACUUUGAAGAAGACCAAGAAACCAUGUGUUGUUGACUUUAAAGACAAUUGUUCAAGAAAUGGUAGAGUUACACGCCUUAAUUUCGACCAGGAGUCAGAACGGAUCAUUGAACUACAGCGACUGGAAAUUAAGCAACUUCGAGAAAAAAUUCAGACAGUAGAGGAACACCAACAACAGCCUGGAAUAGUGUUACCUGCACUGAAUGUCUUAUAAACAUUUGAGAAACCAGUGCAGCAUUUUCUUUUGUGUGUAAACUGGCACAAAACUUACAAUGCACAAUGCUUAAUAUUAAACUUGUCAAUUUUGAAAACUCUUUAAAUCCAUUCUGUUUCAAAGCAAUAGUGAUCUGUACUUUAAUAUUACACUAUUAACUUGUUCAUUAUAUUCAUUUCAUUAAGCAAAAUAUUUUCCUGUACAGUGAGAUGCAUGACAUUAACUUGUUUUUUUCAUUUUAACCAGAUUGGAUUUUGCCUUUUUAAUGUUCAGUUAAAGAAUUUCUAUGUUUGUGAUGAGAGAAUAGAAAAAACUGUUUAUUACUCAAUUAUCAUAGAACAACUGGGUGCAGCACAAAUUAUAAUUCUGAAAUUUAAAUGUCAAUUGGUGUUAACAAAUUAAAGGAACUAUUGUCUUCAUAUUUUCAUGCUUCUG
Hypanus sabinus (Atlantic stingray) is the source of this 4883-nucleotide messenger RNA. It is a transcript of the gene cfap57, whose product is annotated as cilia and flagella associated protein 57. The record is from RefSeq and is a predicted model, not a curated record. Bases 843 to 4448 code for a protein of 1201 amino acids. The transcript is spliced from 22 exons. Gene Ontology annotation, molecular function: protein binding. NCBI's taxonomy places the organism in Eukaryota, Metazoa, Chordata, Chondrichthyes, Myliobatiformes, Dasyatidae.